Messenger RNA from Ectocarpus siliculosus, 126 nucleotides. Lineage: Eukaryota; Phaeophyceae; Ectocarpales; Ectocarpaceae. The record is from the annotation of a GenBank genome assembly.
AUGCUCCCGCUUCUGAAGCUGAGGGCGGCGAAGCCUCGUGUGCUCUUGGCGGCCAUGUCUAGGUACAACAACAAGCAGGACGGACCUUUCCUCGGGUACUUGCCGGAAAAAAACGCGGGAGUCUAG